AUGGAGCCCCAGGAAACUUUUCAAGUCAAGCAUAUUUCGCCAUUUACAGUCAUGGAAGAGUUGAGCGAUGCCGACUUUACCUCUGUGCCGUUGGAUGAACCAGGCUUUUUUGAGGCCGCAACAAAUGAGCAGGGCGAACAUGUAUCCCGACACGGCUCAAUCAAUUGGUCUGAUUUUGAUGGAUUUCUUGACCUCAAAGGAUCAUACGAGUUUCCAGUAAUGUCGGAAGCUGUCAGAAAUAACCGGCCUUCGCUUCGAGUCAUCAAUGUACCUCUGGGAAAGUCUUGGGACAAAAUGAACAUGACCAGAGAUGAUUGGGACCGCCUGCAGUCAAAAUUUGAGCUUCACGAGUCGACAGUCUACACCAUUGUCGAUUUGACGGGCGCUUUCGCCACCUACUUUUAUAGGGCAGCCGACAGCUCUCGUUCUGUUGAGCGCAUCAAAAUUGUCAUUAAAGUUGCAAACAAGAUCACGAUUGGGUACGAGGCCCUAUCGCUGGCGUUUGACCUCAAGACAUUGGCCACUAGAGUAUUGCUCCACGGUGCCAUGCCGCCGCAAUGGAAGGAUAUUGUCCGACUCUUGUACAAUUCUCUUCACUUGUGCCCUCAUCCACUGUUGCUGCCCGUGUUGGUGUUUGCAAGUCACCGCAGGAACAUGGAGCGUUACCGAACCCACAUUGACAAGUCCAUCCUGGCGCUGGAACAAGAGACGGGCUUUGGCGCGUCUGGAUUCUUAGUCACGGCCUCCAAUGCAACCUCGGGCCGGCAGGACUUUCACAUUGAGUCGGCCCUGGUGCGGCUCCAGUCUCAGCAGACGGAGCUGGCUACCGUCAUCAACAUUUCGCGGUACAGUGAAAGUUUGGCCAGCUUCCUCAUCGAUGCAAAUAUUCAACUGAGCGCAGCUCUGGGUUGGCAAGACCAUGCAUCCGUCAUGAAGGCCGAGGACGGGGUUUUGCACAUGCUUGUCUUGGCACAAAGUCAAGCAAAGACUUCUACGAGUGUGAUACAGUCUCUCAAGGAACGGGUGCAAAGUCAGACAAAUCUGAUCUUUAGCUUGAUAUCGUCUGAAGAAAAUAGAAUCAGCCGUCGCGUGGCCGAGGAGAGCGCCAAGGUUGCCAUCUCGAGCAAGCGGGAUAGCAUGGCCAUGAAGACAGUGGCGGUCCUCACCAUGAUAUUCUUGCCUGGGACAUUUGUAGCAGCGUUUCUGAGCAUGCCGCUUUUCGAGUGGAAUGCCGACACUGGAGCAUAUCCUUCCUCUACUCCCUUUCAAUGGGUAUACUGGGCCAUAACUCUACCGCUAACAAUUUUACUCAUGGCCGGCUGGCGGGCUUGGUGGGCGAUUGAGGAGAAGUCGUGGCGAUUGGAGCUCAAACAAGCCGAGGCGCAAAAUCGACAGAGAUUAUCGGCGCGACCAAACACGGGGCGUACAAGCGCACUGGCGCCUAGGCUGUCUGAUGUAUCGGACAUAUCUAUGGAAUCGCGAUUGGUACGAUGGCAAGAUCUGCGCCUGCGCAAUCUCAUAGCUCGAGGCCGUUGA
Molecule: messenger RNA, 1536 nt
Organism: Pestalotiopsis fici W106-1
Lineage: Eukaryota; Fungi; Ascomycota; Sordariomycetes; Amphisphaeriales; Sporocadaceae
Exons: 7
Coding region: 1-1536 (511 amino acids)
Source: RefSeq, a predicted model, not a curated record